UGGUUUUUUGUGCGACGGAGAAGAGAACGAACUUGUCCGCGAUUGUCCUUAAAAAAUUCACAGUUUUUCACAGACUAGCGGUUUAUAUUUAACAAAAAUGCCCAAAGUAAAACGAUCUAGAAAGCCUCCACCCGAGGGAUGGGAGUUAAUUGAACCAACUCUUGAAGAAAUUGAGCAGAAAAUGAGAGAAGCCGAAACAGAAACCCAUGAAGGGAAACGAAAGGUUGAAUCUCUCUGGCCAGUCUUCAAAAUCCACCACCAGAAGUCCAGAUACGUCUACGAUUUAUUCCACAAAAGAAAGGCAAUCAGCAGAGAGCUGUAUGACUACUGCAUCAAGGAAGGCUUUGCAGACAAGAAUCUGAUUGCAAAAUGGAAGAAACAAGGCUAUGAAAAUCUCUGCUGUCUUCGCUGUAUCCAGGCAAGAGACACCAACUUCGGCACAAACUGCAUCUGCAGAGUUCCAAAGAGUAAACUGGAGGAGGGACGGAUCGUCGAGUGUGUACAUUGUGGAUGUAGAGGAUGCUCGGGUUAGAUGCCUGGAUUACUCCAACUUCUAGAUAUUAAUUAUUUGCACCAGGAGGAUACCCCCCCCCCAAACACCCGAGUCACGAAGCUAAAAACUUUUUAAAUAUCAAGGACAUUGGAGAGUCACCUCAUCAAUAGUUAGCCUUGUACAGGACUGUGCUUAAAACAUUCACUUCUCCCCAUUUUCUUUGCCCUUGAAAUUUAUCAAACAUCUUGUAUAAAGUACCCACAGAUAACCAGGUAAACAUGUAAGAUCAUAUUCUUAUAUUUAAGACGAUAAAUCUUUAAAAAGUUAUUCUUAUUUUGGGGGGCACACAUGACACUGUCAGUGAUAAAAUUUCAAGUGUCAUAAAGGUACAUUAUCAAACAUGAAUCGGACUACUCAUUUUUGGUCUGCAAUGCUAAAGAAGUAUCCAAUGAUAACGUAUAGUUACAGUGUUAUUGUUUUGUUUUUCUGUUUGAACAUUGAGUAUGACAUCCUGGUACACCAUUGGCCUUUGAAAACUUCAGCCUAUAUAUUCAAAAUUGUGGCAAGUUAUGGCCCGAGCAGUCUAGAACACCGAACUCAAGUUCUAAUGUUCUGUGGGUUUGGGUCCCGGUCUUGAUACUUGUAUCCGUCAGCAGACACCAUUAUUGCUUUGUCCUUUGAAUGGGAUGUAUAGCUGUUGCCCUGUGUGUUCUGUAAUUCAUGUUGAAGAACCCAGUGCACUCACAUCAUUUCUAAACUAUACCCUUCAUAAAAAUAGUGAGCACUAUGAUGAGACGCCUGUGAUAAAGUCCCAUAAAAAAAACUUGUACUAUUAUAAAAUUGUCUACUUUCUAGAAAACAAUCAUUCUUGGUAUGAUUGAAUUAAGAAACAAAUUGUUUAUGCAAUCGUUGAACCAGUGACAAAAAACAACCUAGGAUUAUUUUGAGAAUGUUUGUCCAUUUUAGUUGUUUCCUUUUGUAAAAAUACUGGGUCAAAUGUUAAGUGGUUUUCUCUUUUAAUAAUGGUUAGAUAAUAAAAGUUAUUUGUGUUUUAAAACAAU
Molecule: messenger RNA, 1554 nt
Organism: Asterias rubens (European starfish)
Lineage: Eukaryota; Metazoa; Echinodermata; Asteroidea; Forcipulatida; Asteriidae
Product: protein BUD31 homolog
Exons: 4
Coding region: 98-532 (144 amino acids)
Biological process (GO): mRNA splicing, via spliceosome
Cellular component (GO): nucleus; spliceosomal complex
Source: RefSeq, a predicted model, not a curated record